Adineta ricciae is the source of this 1335-nucleotide messenger RNA. The record is from the annotation of a GenBank genome assembly. Lineage: Eukaryota; Metazoa; Rotifera; Eurotatoria; Adinetida; Adinetidae.
AUGAAUUUCAAAUAUUUGCUUCGAUGGGUCUAUGAGCAAAUUCGUGACUAUAAUCUAUUCGCUCCAGAAACCGAUGAUGACAACAACGAUGAGAACAAACUGGAAGAAUCUGGAACUGCUCUUCGAAAUCAAAAAUAUACAACUCGAUUGUAUGUUCCACUUGUCAUCGUGUCUCUUUACAUCAUAUUUUACAUAUCUUUAUUACAACCACAUCCUCGAGAGAUCAUUAUACUAGAUGUCACUCCUAAUGUUUUUGAUCAACUGCAACAUAAAUACAUCAAAACUCUUUCAUGUCCAUGUCGAGAAGUGAAAAUACCCUACAAAGCUUUUGUGUCGACGAUGAUGACAUUGCAUCCAAUUUGUUCGAGUGUUUUUGUGAGUGAUGAAUGGAUUGAAGCAUUUUACCUUGCUAAUGCAAGCGAAUAUUUCUUGGGUGAUUUUGCCAAUUCUGCCUAUUCUCAGCACAAAAUCUUGGCGAGUCUGUGUACAUUGUGUAAUAAUAUAUUGAAACAAACUGAAUUGAAUCUCCGCAACGAAGACUUCAUUGCAAUUGAACUUUCAUCCGAAGAGCGACUUAAAUCGGAAAUAACUUCUGUUGUUGGAGGCUUUCGCAGUAGUGCAACGACUCAAAUCACUUCGUACAUCGACUAUAUUAGAACUGUAACUCAAGCAAACCGUUUUAUCUCAAGAUUAAACACAAAUAUGGUAAUUCUUGGUGAAAAAGUGAAUUCAUCGCUGAAAGGCUCGUACGUUUUUCAUGGAUUUUGGUCUUCACUUGGCGAUCCAUUUAAUUCAGCUAACAUGCCUGAGAAUUUUGUCUGUGACAAAGGAUAUAAACCCGUAUCAUAUGAUAUAUUUAGAAAAUCAGUGAAAGGAUUUGCUCAAGGAUGCUAUCCUCUCGAAGGACUCCUCGCAAACAAUCUCGAGUGUUUCUCUGAUAUCAACUGUCUGAAUAUGCUUACGAAUCAUUUUUCGAUUCCUGAAAAGAUGCGCACCAAGUUGUCUCAGUUUCUCAUACCCAAAAACGAAGAAAACAACACGAUCUAUGACCAUCUGCGCACACUUUUCGUCAACAAAUGGUCAACAAAUAUAGACUAUUCGAUUUAUUUCGACACAUGUGCAGCAUCCCACUGUGCAUAUACUAUAACAAAGCAAACUGAGUUUGCUAGUGCCGUGACGAUUUUAAUUGGUCUUUAUGGUGGUCUUAUUGCUAUCUGCCGACUUGUAGUACCAUGGAUAAUCAAUGUUCUCAUGAAAUUCAAACAUCGAUCAAGAAGCAAUGGAAUUAUUAAUUUCGGUAUUAUUUCAAACGAUGGAAAAAAACUGUUUAUCUAA